Molecule: messenger RNA, 1214 nt
Organism: Pan troglodytes (chimpanzee)
Lineage: Eukaryota; Metazoa; Chordata; Mammalia; Primates; Hominidae
Product: golgin subfamily A member 2-like
Exons: 6
Coding region: 29-739 (236 amino acids)
Biological process (GO): mitotic spindle assembly; Golgi organization
Cellular component (GO): cis-Golgi network; Golgi cisterna membrane; Golgi cis cisterna
Source: RefSeq, a predicted model, not a curated record
CUUUCGCAUCGACCAAUGGGCUUGGAGCAUGGAGGCCACGCCCCCCCUCUGCCCUAGUUGGCCCUGGUUAAACCUCCUCUGGUCAGUCUCACAGCUGCGCGGUGGCAGACAGGACUUGUUCCACAGUGGUAACUGGGAUGGAGCUGAUGUGGCCCCAACCCCACCUCCCUUCCCGCCCUGCCAUGUCGGAAGAAACCCGACGAGUAAAUUGGCAGCAGCAAAGAAAAAGUUGAGAGACUAUCAGUGGAGGAACAGCCCUGGUGUUCCUACAGGAGUGAAAAAGAAAAUUAAAAAUUGCAGUAACCCCGAGACAACCACUUCUGGUGGUUGCCACUCACCUGGAGAUGUAAUGGAGGCAUGUAGACAAAUACAACUGGAGAGAGAUACAUUUGCUGAGAUUCUUAAAGGAGAGAGGGCCACACGGCAGCAGAGGAUGAAUCAGAUGUCGGAGCAGGGCCCUUUCCCCCCGUGCUUUGUGCGGAUGCACACACUGGGGGAGGAGAAGGAGUGUAUUAUGAAUCGGUUACAGGAGCUGGAGACAAGCUUGGUGGAAUUGAGAAAACAGAUGACUGAACUCCCAGCCCUGGCACCCCGAGCAAGGCCCUCCGAGGUGGAGCAGCAGCUACAAGAGGAGGCUGAGCACCUGAGGGAGGAGCUGGAGAGUCUGGCAGGACAGUUCCAAGCCCAGGAGCACCUGGAAGCUGCCAGCCAGAGAACCAGCAGCUACAGGCCCAGCUGAGCCUCAUGGCUCUCCCUGAGGAAGGUACGGGAGACCACUCAGAGGAAGAGGAGGGAGCCCAGGAGGAAGGGGGGACUGUUAGCAGCAUAGGAGUGAGGAGUUUAGAACAGCUGGUCACUAUGCCGACCGGGUUUCUGCGUUAAGUUCGGCAUCAAAACGGUGACCUGGGAGUAGAGGGGCCACCAGGUUGCCUAAGGAUGGGUGAACUGGCCCAAGUCAGAAAUGAAGCAGGUCAGAACUCCCCUGCCGGGCAGUAGUGGAACUGAGCUUAGGCAACAUAGUGCGACUUUGGUUCUCAAAAAAAAAAUAAAAAUAAAUUACAGCUGCUCAUUCCCCUCUGGGGAGGGACUGGCCCAGGGUUAUACAGUGACGGUUGAGGCAGAGGUAGGCCCACCCUACUUCCCUUGUUGGGUCGCGUGAGGACCCCUCUAGCUCUGCGCCCUAGGAGGUAGACUGGAUGGGGGGUGGGGGAGAA